Molecule: messenger RNA, 802 nt
Organism: Neltuma alba
Lineage: Eukaryota; Viridiplantae; Streptophyta; Magnoliopsida; Fabales; Fabaceae
Product: protein FAR1-RELATED SEQUENCE 12-like
Exons: 2
Coding region: 162-467 (101 amino acids)
Biological process (GO): regulation of DNA-templated transcription
Molecular function (GO): zinc ion binding
Source: RefSeq, a predicted model, not a curated record
AUAUUUCAAAGGAGCUUCUGCAAUCGUACAGUUAUCUAGGGUUUAAAAUUUUUGAAGAGGGGGUCCUCAGCAGAUAUUUGGUGCGUAAGUGUGGGAAUGAUCCUGAGAAGCAUGUGGUUACCUUUAGUGCAUCCAGUAUCAGUGUAAGCUGUAGCUGUCAGAUGUUUGAACAUGAAGGCAUUCUUUGCAGACAUGUUCUAAGGGUUUUCCAAAUUUUGGAAUUAAGGGAAGUUCCAUCUCGUUACAUCUUGCACCGCUGGACUAGAAAUGCCGAGAAUGGUGUUUUUCCUGAUGCAGAAUCAUGGAGCAGCGCUCAGGAACUCAGGAAUUUAAUGCUAUGGAGUCUAAGAGAAACUGCAUGUAAAUAUAUAGAUGCUGGUGCAACUUCUCUUGACAAGUACAAACUUGCCUACGAGAUUUUGCAAGAAGGGGGGAGGAAGCUAUGUUGGCAUCGUCUUAUUUCAUGAAUCAUACUGAGUAAUGCAUGAUUCGGGUUGCUGGUUUCCUCAACUGUUGGAUCUUUUACUGGAUAUUUUGCUAUGUAGAUCGAGUGGGUCGUGCCUGUUCUUUGAGUUGGCCUUUAUUCCUUAAGGAUGAGAAUGAGAUCAUUGAGUGGGCCUUUUUUGCCCCAAAAAAAAAUCCAGAUUUGAUGGUCUUUUAAAAACUCAGCUUCCUCCUGAAAAUCGAAGUUCCUAUACGCAAAGGAGUCCCUAGCCCUGCCCAGAUAACUUGUAGUGAUCAAAAUCGUGUACUUCUCUUUUUCAUUGAGAAAAAAGUGGUUAGCGGGCCACCCGCUUUCUUU